Aspergillus lentulus is the source of this 3561-nucleotide messenger RNA. The record is from RefSeq and is a predicted model, not a curated record. NCBI's taxonomy places the organism in Eukaryota, Fungi, Ascomycota, Eurotiomycetes, Eurotiales, Aspergillaceae.
AUGGUCGACACCCCCGCGAUCCGCAAACGUCUCGCGCAGGCUUCUCAGUCUACACGAGCAGCUCGGCGCUCGUUACUCGGUGGACGGGAGCCGCAGGACUAUCAGCAAAAGGCAGUAUUAUUGCUAAGCGAGAUACUAGACCUCCUUUACGAAAUCCGAGAGCAGUUGAGCUGGGCAGAGGAGAAAUGGGCCGUGGCACAGGAGCGUCUGGACAGUUUGGAUGACCUUCUUAAUUACUUCACGUCGACUAUCCGGGCUCUGGAGUAUUAUUUUCAGCCUGGUGGUGUGAGCAGCCGUCAUUACAGAAAGUCCCUUUUGGAGCGAUCAUUUCUCCCACGACUGGAGCAGUUCAAGGUUUUGAUCCUUGUGGUGUUGCAGGCUGAGUCUAUAGAGAAGGCUUUCACUGAGCGAGAAUUGCGAAACACUAUCCGCAGAUAUGGUGCCUUGGAAACCGUGGAAUCAAAGGCAGUUUCUGAGUAUGAUGGCGACUUCUACAAUAUUACAGGGCCAAUCUCUUCGAAGAAUUUCAUGAGCCUUGCCGAAUUGUGCAACAAGCGACAGCAGGGAACUUGUCAGUGGAUCUUUCAAGAAGAGAAAUACAAAACCUGGCUAUUCGGUGCUCAGAGGAGCCUAUACUGCCGAGGACCACCUGGCGCUGGGAAGACCUUUCUUGCUGCUUCCAUCACCGACAGUUUACAGCGAACAUUCACAACCCCAGACGUCGCAGUCGUCUUUCUCUUUUGUCAAGUUGAGAAUGGGGAUGAGGAGUCUUCUUCGAUUUCCUUGCUUGCAAAUAUUCUUGCCCAGCUUGUGUAUCGGAAACGCUCCGCCUCCUAUUGUACAGCCUCCCUAUACCAGUCCGAAGAGUUCGCCAAAGGUAGAGCUUCAGCAAAGGCCUAUCAAAAUGCCAUUCGUGCUGAGGUUGAUCAUUUCUCCAAAAUAUUCGUCAUUGUCGAUGGACUGGACACUUCUCCUGAGAAGGAUCGCAUCCUGAACAGACUUCAGAAGCUCCCAGAGCAUACGCAGCUUCUGAUCACCCUACGCGAAACAAGCUAUGCGCAAAAGGAUGAUUCUAUACUCGCUAUGGCACAUAGCAAAGACUUGGAAACUUACAUUUCAACAAGACUGAACCAAGAUGCGGGUCUUGUGUCUCUUCUGAAACAAUACUCAACACAGGAGGAGCUCAAGCAGGCCAUCGUCGGGCAGGUGGUUGAGAAAUCUCACGGGCUAUUCCUUCUGGCACGAUUGCACAUGGAUUUGCUGUCUAGAUGCAACGAUGCACCCUUGCUACAAAGGGCCCUCCUUCAUCUCCCCGACAGCCUGUACGACGCUUAUGCUGAGUCAAUGAAGCAACUUGCGAGUCAUAAUUUAUAUGCUAGUCGCUGCAUCUUCUGGACCUUAUAUGCUUGCCGACCGCUCACCGUCGCGGAAUUGAAGACAGCGGUCUUUUUCGAGCCCCAAAACGGCGUCGCUCAAAAAGAGCCUUCAUCUUUCGAACAUAUUUUGCUUGUCCAGACCGCCGGACUUCUUGAGGUUGACCCAAUGACCGGCACUGUUCAUCUUAUCCAUCAAACCGCCAAAGAGUAUCUGACAGGAGCCGUUGCCAGGGUGUUCUUCCCCACCGCGCGCAAGCACCUCGCAGAGACCUGCCUCACGGUUAUUAUGCCGGAUGAAGUGGUUGAUGACUGUUACAUGAACCAGGGAACAACACCUCGAAACUCGAAAGGGAGCCUCCUCAGCUACGCCGCUACCUAUUGGGGAUAUCAUGCUCAUGAAGCUUCCGAAGAGGAGCAGACAGCCCAGGUACUCAUUGGAGCGUUCUUAAACAAACUGUGUUGGAGACGGCCGCCUGUACUUCAGGACUACGUCAGCGAAACAAUGGAUAUACCACAACAGCUUGGCUUGGGAAAGUACUUCGCCGACUGGACCGCUCUCCAUGUACUUGCUUUCUUCGGGAUAACGGGCAAAGCAAAAAGGUUGAUAGAGAAAGGAGCCGAUGUCAACGCUCGAGAUAAUCAGCUGGGCAUCACUCCGCUUCAUUGCGCAGCCCACCGCGGAAAUGAAGAGAUGGUGGAGCUGUUGCUUGACCAUAAAGCGGAGAUUAAUGCGAUCUGCAAAAAUGGCAACACUGCAAUGCAUUACGCAGCCGAGCAAGGAAAGCGGAAAGUCAUGAAGAUAUUGCAAGCACGACGAGCCAGCUCGAGAGUAGCUAAUCGGCAGGGCCUGACAGCUUUGCACUCCGCUAUUGGGACUGCAUAUGACGAGGCCACAGUGCCGCUCCUUAUCAAAACUAGGUCAGACAUGGAUUAUCCGAAUGUCAUCACCGGAGACACGGCUCUGCACAUUGCCAUCGAGUUGAAGAGACAGCGAAUAGUCCUUUUCUUGCUCGAAAAGGGCGCAAACACAAAUGUCCUCAAUAAGAAAGGCUUGACUCCUCUUCAGCUAGCCGCUAAGACAGACAAUUGUGAAGCAUUAUCAGUACUCCUGGAGCGCGGUGCAAAGGUCGAGGUGCGUUCUAUGCUUGGUUCGAGAGCGUUACACCUUGCAGCGUCGGAGGGCAAUUGGAUCGCGUUCGACAUCUUACUCAUUGGCGGCGCAGAUGUCAAUGCAUGGAGCGACAGUGGAGAAUCCUUGCUCCAUGAGCAGUCAAGGAAAGCUUCAAAUAUUGCCAUAGCUACUCACCUUCUAGAGCAUGGUGCGAAUCUCGAGACCCGCACAUCCCAAGGCUAUACACCGCUUCAGUGCGCGGCGAUGAGUGGCAACAAGGCCAUGUUCUUCUUCCUGCUAGCCCGCGGCGCCAAAGUCGGCGUCGAAACCCCGAAAGGGGAGACUUUACUCCACAUCGCCUCACCCUCAAACCAGGACUCUCUAGACAUUCUCAAGUCGCUUCUGGAGUUAGGGCUUGAUGUCAAAGCGACUUGCAGCAAUGGCUGGACACCUCUCCAUCAGACUGUCUUCAUGGCAACAGGAGCCCCUGAUAUAGAGUUCGACAAGAUGUCCGAAUACAUCAAGCUUCUGCUGUCCUAUGGCGCCGAUAUCAAUGCCGCUGCCUUAUCGGCUACAGGCGAGACUCCCUUGCACCUUGCGACCAUUGCCCCGAUGCCGAGGCCGUCCCUGGUAUCGCUCCUUGUCAAGCUUGGCGCAUCUGUCAAUUCCAUAACGCAUGAAGGGAAAACUCCCUUACAUCUGGCCGCUGCACAAGGCUGCGAAUCCAUGUUUCGAGCUUUGCUGGACGCCAGUGCCGACACAAAAAUCAAGAUACCCACCAGUGCUGUCGAGAACGAGGACGAUGGCGGCAGACAAACACCACUGGACAUAGCUCAUAAGCAUCCAAUCAGCGCAUUGUGGUUCGAUGCCAUGGGUAAUCUGCAGGCUUCCCCAGAGGACCACCAACGAGGUAGUCUUGCGACCACGAUAGAAACCGGAUCUGACUCGGAGACAGAUGAUGAUAUGAGAGGUUCGACCUUGGUCGGAGAAGAGGAAUCGCAUUGGGGAUCCACCCUCUCGUCGCAGAUUAUACCUUCCACCCUCUCAUCUCAAGUUAUCUCUAUCACUGAGUGA